AUGAUCCGGAUUAUUCUGUGUUUGAAAGUCCUUCCCACCACCACCGGUAACCAGAAAGAGAAAAAAGAAAUUGAAGAUCUCAACUAAAAUUUUUAGUGUUAAUUAGAAACCAAAUGUACUCUUCUUCCCAUCAACGCAUGCUUCACACAAGCUCCAAAAGCAUCAUCACUUGGUUGAUCUUAAUCACCAUUGUACUCUACACCCUUUAUUCUUCCAACAUUAUCCUCUUCAACAAUGAACAACUAGAUUGUUCCACUUCCACCACCAAUUUAAAGGAUGCCACGCAAGAAAACCUCCAGAUAAGUAGUUUCAACAACACAUCUUCAACUACAGCUACCGAGAAAAGCAUUGAAACGAAAAAACCAUUAGUAGAAAACCAAGCAAAAGAGGAUGACGAAGAAGACGAAGAAUCUCGUGCAGAAGACACAAACGAAGAGGAAGAAAACAAAUCUCCUGUGGUAGUUCGAUUAACCCCGGAACAAUUGUCUAAUAGACAUGAAACUGAGCUUAAACACAUUGUUUUUGGGAUUGCUGCUUCAUCAAACUUAUGGCAUAUUAGAAAAGAAUACAUUAAGAUAUGGUGGAGACCUAAACAAACUAGAGGGGUAGUGUGGAUGGAUAAAAAAGUUAGGACUCUAAGAAAUGAAGAGUUACCCGAUAUUCAUAUCUCAGGGGACACAUCAAAAUUCAGAUAUACGAAUCGUCAAGGUCAAAGAUCAGCGUUAAGGAUAUCAAGGGUGGUGACUGAGACGUUGAAGCUUGGACUGAAGGAUGUGAGAUGGUUCGUGAUGGGGGAUGAUGACACUGUGUUUAUGGUUGAUAAUGUGGUUAGAAUUCUAUCCAAAUACGACCAUAGACACUUUUAUUAUAUUGGAAGCUCAUCUGAAAGCCAUGUUCAAAACAUUCAUUUCUCAUAUGCCAUGGCAUAUGGUGGAGGAGGAUUUGCCAUAAGCUACCCAUUGGCCCAAGAACUAGCAAAGAUGCAGGAUCGUUGCAUUCAACGAUACCCUGCUUUAUAUGGUAGUGAUGAUAGAAUUCAAGCUUGCAUGUCUGAGUUAGGAGUGCCACUCACAAGGGAACCUGGCUUUCACCAGUAUGAUGUAUAUGGAGACCUAUUGGGCCUUCUAGGAGCACAUCCAGUGACUCCACUUGUGUCACUACACCACCUUGAUGUAGUGCAACCAAUAUUCCCAAGGAUGACAAGAGUAAGAGCCUUGAGGCAUCUAAUGGAAGCUGUGAAUCAGGACUCUGGCAGCAUAAUACAACAAUCAAUAUGCUAUGACAAAAGCAAUUAUUGGUCAAUAUCUGUUUCAUGGGGCUACGUGGUUCAAAUCUUAAGGGGAGUGUUGUCCCCUAGAGAAAUGGAGAUGCCAUCUCGAACCUUUCUCAAUUGGUACAAAAGGGCUGAUUACACUGCAUAUGCAUUCAACACAAGGCCUGUUGCUAAACACCCUUGUCAGAAGCCCUUCGUUUACUAUAUGACCAGAACUCAUUAUGACUCCGCCACAAAAAACAUCAUUACUGUUUAUACUCGUGACAAAACAAAAUCCCCUUUCUGUCGAUGGAGAAUGAAUUCACCCGAGAAAUUCACCUCCGUUGUAGUUACAAAGAAACCAGAUCCAUUGCGUUGGAAAAAGUCACCGAGGAGGGAUUGUUGUAGAGUUUUGUCAUCACAUAAAAGCUCAUCAACUCUAUAUAUAUGGGUUGGAAAUUGUCGAGAAGGCGAAGUUACUGAAUUGUAGCAUGUGAACCCUCACGUAUUGUUUUGUCUUCAUAUAUAUUGUUUCUAAUAUACUUCACUAUGCAUAGAAAUAAAUGAGUACAAAAAGAUGGAAACUAAGCUUCGAAAUAUAUAUUCCCAAAAUUUAGUCUCUAGUUACACCAAACCCCCUCCAUUUGGCACAAGUAAAAUUGCUUCAUUUGACUAAUGUUUUGUCAUCUUCUGUUAUGAUUAUUUCUCUUUUUUUCCUCUAUGUAAAUUAUACAAAGCAUA
Molecule: messenger RNA, 1993 nt
Organism: Cajanus cajan (pigeon pea)
Lineage: Eukaryota; Viridiplantae; Streptophyta; Magnoliopsida; Fabales; Fabaceae
Source: RefSeq, a predicted model, not a curated record